Messenger RNA from Globicephala melas (long-finned pilot whale), 3850 nucleotides. RefSeq names its product transcription factor EB (gene TFEB). Gene Ontology annotation, biological process: regulation of transcription by RNA polymerase II; positive regulation of DNA-templated transcription; humoral immune response. Gene Ontology annotation, cellular component: nucleus. Lineage: Eukaryota; Metazoa; Chordata; Mammalia; Artiodactyla; Delphinidae. Gene Ontology annotation, molecular function: DNA-binding transcription factor activity, RNA polymerase II-specific; RNA polymerase II cis-regulatory region sequence-specific DNA binding; protein dimerization activity. The record is from RefSeq and is a predicted model, not a curated record.
GUUUCCCACCCCGUGGGCAGGGCCAGCGCUGGCAGAGCAAACGUCAGUCGUGUACCUGCCCCACUUGGAUAGAAAGAUGGCUGUACUUAUUCGGGGCAGGCGUGUCGGUGUGAGGGCUGGGAGGACAUCGGAGACAUUCGCGCGAGGUCAGAAAGGGGGCGCUUACGGGAGCCAGCGGCCACCAUGGCGUCACGCAUCGGCCUCCGCAUGCAGCUCAUGCGCGAGCAGGCGCAGCAGGAGGAGCAGCGGGAGCGCAUGCAGCAGCAGGCCGUCGUGCAUUACAUGCAGCAGCAGCAGCAGCAGCAGCUGGGGGCGCCGCCCACCCCCGCCAUCAACACCCCCGUCCACUUCCAGUCUCCGCCACCCGUGCCUGGGGAGGUGCUGAAGGUGCAGUCCUACCUGGAGAACCCCACCUCCUACCACCUGCAGCAGUCCCGGGACCAGAAGGUGCGGGAGUACCUGUCUGAGACCUACGGGAACAAGUUUGCUGCCCACAUCAGCCCUGCUCAGGGCUCCCCAAAGCCCCUGCCAGCCGCCUCCCCGGGCGUGCGGGCCGGACACGUGCUGUCGUCCUCAGCCGGCAACAGUGCUCCCAACAGCCCCAUGGCCAUGCUGCACAUCGGCUCCAACCCUGAGCGGGAGUUUGAUGUCAUCGACAACAUUAUGUGUCUGGAUGAUGUCCUGGGCUUCAUCAAUCCCGAAACUCAGAUUCCCAAUACGCUGCCCCUGUCCAGCAGUCACCUAAAUGUGUACAGUGGAGACCCCCAGGUCACCACCUCCCUGGUGGGCGUCACCAGCAGCUCCUGCCCAGCCGACCUGACCCAGAAGCGAGAGCUUACAGAUGCUGAGAGCCGGGCCCUGGCCAAGGAGCGACAGAAGAAAGACAAUCACAACCUCAUUGAAAGGAGACGGAGGUUCAACAUCAACGACCGCAUCAAGGAGCUGGGAAUGCUGAUCCCCAAGGCCAACGACUUGGAUGUGCGCUGGAACAAGGGCACCAUCCUCAAGGCCUCUGUUGAUUACAUCCGGAGGAUGCAGAAGGACCUGCAGAAGUCCCGGGAGCUGGAGAACCACUCUCGGCGCCUGGAGAUGACCAACAAGCAGCUCUGGCUCCGCAUCCAGGAGCUGGAGAUGCAGGCUCGAGUGCACGGCCUCCCCACCACCUCACCCUCGGGCAUGAACAUGGCUGAGCUGGCCCAGCAGGUGGUGAAGCAGGAGCUACCCAGCGAGGAGGGUCCGGGGGAGGCCCUGCUGCUGGGGGCCGAGGUCCCCGACCCUGAGCCACUGCCGGCUCUGCCCCCCCAGGCCCAGCUGCCCCCGCCAGCCCAGCCAGCCCAGCCACCGUCCCCAUUCCACCACCUGGACUUCAGCCACAGCCUGAGCUUUGGGGGCGGGGGCAACGAAGGGCCCCCGGGCUACCCCGAACCUCUGGGGCCAGAGCAUGGCUCCCCGUUCCCCAACCUGUCCAAGAAGGAUCUGGACCUCAUGCUCCUGGACGACUCACUGCUGCCGCUGGCCUCCGACCCCCUCUUCUCCACCAUGUCCCCCGCGGCCUCCAAAGCCAGCAGCCGCAGGAGCAGCUUCAGCAUGGAGGAGGGCGACGUGCUGUGACCGGGGCCACGGGGGUGGGCCUGGGGGGGGGAGAGCCAGGGCCACCUCCCUCCCACCCUCCAGCCUGUACUUGUGUGUGAAGUAGCCCCUGCCCUGCCUCACUCCGCCCUGUCGGCCCCCUGUUUGGGCUUAGUGCCCUUGGCAGUCCGUGGGGUUGGAAGCCCCCCACCCAGGGGCAGCCCUCUUGAUGGGGCUGGGCAGAGAUAGGCCUUCAGCCCGGCUCCCGGAGGUGAAAUCAUGAGGGUGAGGGAGGAUACAGGGUGUGCUGGAGGUAAGACGAGCUCUUACCUUCUGAGCCUGGUCCCCCCACCGAUGAAGGAGGACUCGUUGGAACCAGGGGUCCAGACGUUCCUUCUUGGAGGCAGUGACUGGUCCAGGGGGUGCCCAGGCCUGCCUUUCUGGACUCUGAUGGCAACAAGCCCGUCCUCCAGCCUGGCACUCCCCGCACCCCCCUUUGGUGCUAACAGCUCUCCACCAAGUGGUGUGAGGGCGGGGGUGGCCAGAAGAGGAGGCGCUGGGUUCAAGUUAGAGUGGGGUCACUGCUGGAAGAGCAGCUCCCCUCCAGUCUCCCCACUUGUGCCUUCAGUAAACACUGUGCUUUGUACCUGUUUGUCCUGUCUCUUUGGAGGGGGGUCUGGGGACAACAGAGAUGGGAGGAUUCAACCCAGUGGGCUCCUUUCUGGAUUCAGAGUUCAGAUGCCCCCAUGGGGAUCAGGGAAGGGGGAUACAGGCAGGAGGGACUGAGUCCAUCACCUAGUUUCCCCCAACUCCCCAGCCCUGCCCCAUGGGAAGCUGGAGAUCUAGCCUUAGGUGGCUCGGGAGCUGCCGGGGGGCCUUGUCCCUCCUCGCGGCCACAAGGUGGCGCCACAGCCCUGCUGGUCUCACGCCUCCAGCUGUGGCCUGAGACCGCUGACCCGGGUGAUGUGGGAGACCCCGUUGCUUGUAAACCAAGUCUGCUGCUCCUCACUGCUGCUCUUGGGCGCUGUGGGUCCAGGCUACUCCUGGCCGGGGACGGGGGGCAUGUUUCUCCUGUUUCUCCUGUUCCCACCCCCAGUUCCUUCCCCUCCAUAGGUGGGCUGCCUGAUCUGUGCAGACAAGGCCCUCUGCCCUCUGCCUUAGUGUCUCUAGCAGGACAGGCUCCCUAGGAAGUGAGGGGCUACAUCCUUCUAUGGGUUUGAGGAAAGAGGGACCAUGUAAACCAGUUUGGGAGGAGGUGGGAGCCCAGGACGCUGGGUGGUGCCCAGGGCGUGGGUUCUGCUCUGGAACCAUCAGGCAGCCAGGCCCCCACUAACCCUUUUCUCUCUCUGGGCUAACGCUCCCUCACUGCUCAAUAGUUCCUGGGGCCUCUGCGCCAAGGUCCUGGGACUUCAUGACCUCACCCAGGAAGGGGAUCCUGGGACUUCAUGAUCUCACCCAGGAAGGGGAUCCUGGGACUUCAUGACCUCACCCAGGAAGGGGAUCCUGGGACUUCAUGACCUCACCCAGGAAGCGGAAACGGGCUUGGGGCAGAGAGGGGUGAAGGGGGAGCUUUUUGAGCCCUGGAUUCCUGGGAGGGAGGGAGGACAGGGUCUCUGGGGGCUUUCCCUGGUUCUCCCACGACUUCCCACAGUCUCUUCAGGCAAAGGCCAAAGUGGCUUCCCCCUCAUGGGGCCCUAUGAGGCCAAAGGGGCCUAAUUUAAAAAAAAGAAAAAGAAAAAUCCCAGGAUGAAAAUGGCUAAGUGGGCAAUUUCCUCCUUGCAGAAUGGGAGAUUGAAUCAACGAUGGGACAAUUAAUGUGUGCGGGAGAGAAGGAAAGGGGGCCGGGUGUGUGGGUGCUGAUGGCGGCUGGGCUGGGGAUUAAUCUCAAGGUCAGAUGGAGCCGUGGAUGACCUUGUGAGUUGGAGCCAGCCCAGGUGCUGGUACCUCCUUCCAGUUCCAGGCGCCACCCUACUGCCCGGACCUGCCCACAGCCUGGGAACCUCCCUUUCAGCCCCUCCUGGGGCAGGUCCUGGACUCUGGCUGGGAGAUACCUGAUGGGGGAGGCAUGGGGGUGUGGAAAUCUGAAGGCCAUCCUUCAGGCCAUUGAGGGCUCUCUCCUACCCCCAUCUGUUCUCCCCCUUCACCCUAGGGACUGACUCAGUGGAGUGGAGAGAGCUGCCCUCCUGCUUCCUCAAGCAGCCCCUCAAGACCAUGGUAUCCCCCCUCCACCUGCCUGCAGGCUUGCUGCCCCGAGGUUCCUUCAGCCUGGCCACCACCUGCA